Messenger RNA from Tuber melanosporum (Perigord truffle), 974 nucleotides. RefSeq lists its product as uncharacterized. The record is from RefSeq and is a predicted model, not a curated record. NCBI's taxonomy places the organism in Eukaryota, Fungi, Ascomycota, Pezizomycetes, Pezizales, Tuberaceae. The coding region runs from base 1 to 246 and encodes 81 amino acids. The transcript has a single exon.
AUGGCGGUCCUGGCCAAGCAGAUCGACCGACCGCUCCGUCACCAAUUGUAUCGGUACGGUAUCAUACCCCAUCGUAUCGCCAGGACCCUCAAAAAAAAAUCAGACCAACCACGAUACAUACAAAAUUCCACCUCCAACUCCUCGCUUAUUCCCGCACUUGACCGAGUCAAACCCGUCCCGGGCUGCCGUACCCCAAAUACCGUUACCACUUUGGGGAGGCAGUUUGCUGUUAUCAUGCUAUCAUAACCAAGCUCGUCGAAGCAAUCGUUUUCGGCGCACUCGGCACACCACCACACUUUCCCGCUUCCGACGGACGAUAGGUCAUGAUAGGGCGUGCCCGGCGGAGGGCUUCGCUCCGUCCUAUCAUCGAUUGGUAUGAUAUGGCAAAGGGCUCCUCUUACCGUGUGGUAUCAUAUUCGUCCAAGCCACUUCGCUUCUGGUGAUGGGCUCGAUGCUACGCUUGCAUAGGGUACCGGUACAAGUAUGAUAUCGUGCAAAUUCCCAUCCCUGACCAAUCCGACCAAACAUCAUACCCACCACCGAUAAUCACUGAUAGCCUCCCCCGAACGAGCACCGGUACAGCCCCGCAACUCGGUCAUCGUAUUUAUGAUACAAAGGCAUAGACCCCCAGGCAAGCGAUGACUCGGAUUUAUCACCGGGCCCUUACCACGCUCGACAUCGAUCGCGCGGUCCGUAUGCGUAUCAUCGUGCCCAUUUCAUGCAGCACACAGAGUACUGUACAAGUACAUACCGAGUACAUGCAUAGAGCACCGUCCUCUCGACUAAGAGUACUGUAACAAACUGGGUACAUGCAUCCCAUGAACAACGGCACCCACCCCCGCCCCGGGGACCACAACUCCAGAAGCGGGUGAGUUGGCGGAUUUGUGCAGUUACUCGAGUAUAGACUUGUAUAGGCGAUCAUUGCAACGCGCGUUUGUUUCACGAAAUCCCUGUGUUUUUUUUUUGUUUUUUUU